Mytilus trossulus (common blue mussel) is the source of this 4205-nucleotide messenger RNA. RefSeq names its product prolyl 4-hydroxylase subunit alpha-1-like. Gene Ontology annotation, molecular function: protein binding; iron ion binding; procollagen-proline 4-dioxygenase activity. NCBI's taxonomy places the organism in Eukaryota, Metazoa, Mollusca, Bivalvia, Mytilida, Mytilidae. Gene Ontology annotation, biological process: peptidyl-proline hydroxylation to 4-hydroxy-L-proline. Bases 1 to 1422 code for a protein of 473 amino acids. The record is from RefSeq and is a predicted model, not a curated record. The transcript has 12 exons. Gene Ontology annotation, cellular component: endoplasmic reticulum.
AUGAACCAGAAAUUAUUAAAUGACCUAGAAUCAGCUGUAACAGACAGCAGUCAAAAUCAAAGAUAUGCAGAAAAUCCAAUAAAUUCCUUUCAUCUGCUUGGAAGAUUUGUAUACAAAUGGCCAGUCGUUUACAGUAACAUAUUAUGUGCAGAAUGUAGACUAGAUGAUGCUGCGCUAUAUUUAAAUACAACAUAUCAAAUAGUUAGUACACACAUCGUUCACUGGCCAGGGGAAUACGAUGUAAAAGCAUCAGCACAAGCCUUAUUACGCCUCCGAACGUUUUAUUAUUUUAACAUUGACAAAGCUAUCAAUGGUGUUCUUUUUGAUGACCAUUGUCAACCGCUUAAUCCAUCACAAGUACUGAAGAUUAUAAGAAUCGCCAUAGACAAUAGUUUGCUAAACGAGGCGAGGCUAUGGUGUGAAGCUCUACUGCGCAGGCUACCGUUUACUUCAUAUCAAGACGAAAAUAUCAAUGAAUUGGCUAUCCAUAGAUUUUUGGCCGCUAUAUACAAUCAGGCUGGUAUGCAUAAAAAAGCAGCAGACAUUUUGUUACAAUUAACACAGUCUGGACACUCUGAAGUCGACCAAGAGUAUGAAUUUUAUAAAACCAGUAUCAAUGAAACAGAUGAGAAACAAAAUAUAGCACUGACCAAAGAGGAAUAUGAUAAUCAUUAUAAACAGUUAUGCAGAGAAAAUAGAAAAUCUCCACAAGAAUAUUCCAAACUGUACUGCUUUUCCAGUGUUACAUCUAUACCAUACUAUAAUGCUAAGGUAGAGAUAGCACAUCUCCAACCAAAGAUACUCUUAUUUCAUGAUGUUAUAUCAGAGACGGAGGCAGCCUUUCUUCGACAAGAAGGUAGCAAAAAGUUCACAAGAUCAACUGUUGUCCGCACAGGGAAUUAUAGAACGGUAGCUGACUCAAUACGAAUAAGUCAAACAGCCUGGUUGUAUGAUGGACCUGGAAUAGUUGAAAAAACGACCCACAGAGUUGGCUUACUUACAGGCUUAGCCACAAAGUCCUCGCCACGUUUCAGCAAUACAGAAGCUUAUCAAAUAGUUAAUUAUGGAAUAGGAGGAAUGUAUCACCCACACCAUGAUGCAUUUGAAAAACCUUUAUGGGGUCCGCCAAAUAAAAAUGACCCACUGGAGUUGAUAGGAACUGGUGACAGAAUAGCGACCUGGAUGUUCUAUUUAAAUGACGUUAAAGUAGGUGGCGCCACAGUAUUUCCAAGUUUAAAUGCUAGAGUUCCUGUUAAAAAGGGCUCGGCUGCUUUCUGGUAUAACUUACUUCCAAGUGGAGAAAAUGACCAAAGAGUAUUACACGCAGGAUGUCCUGUUGUUAUUGGUUCUAAAUGGAUUGGUAACAAAUGGAUACGUGAAGGUGGCCAGAUGCGUCAGAGACCUUGCGAUCUUAACCCGUAACAGAAACUAUUCUAUAUGUGGACCUUGCGAUCUUAACCCGUAACAGUAACUAUUCCAUGUGUGGACCUUGUGAUCUUAACCCGUAACAGUAACUAUUCCAUGUGUGGACCUUGUGAUCUUAACCCGUAACAGUAACUAUUCCAUGUGUGGACCUUGUGAUCUUAACCCGUAACAGUAACUAUUCUAUAUGUAGACCUUGCGAUCUUAACCCGUAACAGUAACUAUUCCAUGUGUUGACCUUGUGAUCUUAACCCGUAACAGUAACUAUUCUAUAUGUAGACCUUGCGAUCUUAACCCGUAACAGUAACUAUUCUUUAUAUAGACCUUGCGAUCUUUACCCGUAACAGUAACUAUUCCAUGUGUGGACCUUGUGAUCUUAACCCGUAACAGUAACUAUUCUAUAUGUAGACCUUGCGAUCUCAACCCGUAAAAAUAACUGUUCUAUUUAAAAUGCUUCAGAGUCUUUGCGAUCUUAACCCGUAACAGUAACUAUUCUAUAUGUGGACCUUGUGAUCUUAACCCGUUACAGUAACUAUUCUAUAUGUAUACCUUGCGAUCUUAACCCGUAACAGUAACUAUUCCAUGUGUGGACCUUGUGAUCUUAACCCGUAACAGUAACUAUUUUAUAUGUAGACCUUGCGAUCUCAACCCGUAAAAAUAACUGUUCUAUUUAAAAUGCUUCAGAGUCUUUGCGAUCUUAACCCGUAACAGUAACUAUUCUAUAUGUGGACCUUGUGAUCUUAACCCGUAACAGUAACUAUUCUAUAUGUGGACCUUGUGAUCUUAACCCGUAACAGUAACUAUUCUAUAUGUAGACCUUUCCAUCUUAACCCGUAACAGAAACUAUUCUAUAUGUAGACCUUGCGAUCCUAACCCGUAACAGUAACUAUUCUAUAUAUAGACCUUGCGAUCUUAACCCGUAACAGUAACUAUUCCAUGUGUGGACCUUGUGAUCUUAACCCGUAACAGUAACUAUUCCAUGAGUGGACCUUGUGAUCUUAACCCGUAACAGUAACUAUUCUAUAUGUAGACCUUGUGAGCUUAACCCGUAACAGUAACUAUUCUUUAUAUAGACCUUGCGAUCUUAACCCGUAACAGUAACUAUUCUAUAUGUAGACCUUGCGAUCUUAACCCGUAACAGUAACUAUUCUAUAUAUAGACCUUGCGAUCUUAACCCGUAACAGUAACUAUUAUAUAUGUAGACCUUGUGAGCUUAACCCGUAACAGUAACUAUUCUAUAUGUAGACAUUGUGAUAUUAACCCGUAACAGUCACUAUUCUAUAUGUAGACCUUGCGAUCUUAACCCGUAACAAUAACUAUUAUAUAUGUAGACCCUGCGAUCUUAACCCGUAACAGUAACUAUUCUAUAUGUAGACCUUUCGAUCUUAACCCGUAACAGUAACUAUUCCAUGUGUGGACCUUGUGAUCUUAACCCGUAACAAUAACUAUUCUAUAUGUGGACCUUGUGAUCUCAUGCAAUCCGUAACAGUAACUAUUCUAUAUGUAGACCUUACGAUCUCAAACCGUAAAAAUAACUGUUCUAUUUAAAAUGCUUCAGAGACUUUGCGAUCUUAACCCGUAACAGUAACUAUUCUAUAUGUGGACCUUGUGAUCUUAACCCGUUACAGUACCUAUUCUAUAUGUAGACCUUGCGAUCUUAACCCGUAACAGUAACUAUUCUAUGUGUGGACCUUGUGAUCUUAACCCGUAACAGUAACUAUUCUAUAUGUAGACCUUGCGAUCUUAACCCGUAACAGUAACUAUUCCAUGUGUGGACCUUGCGAUCUUAACCCGUAACAAUAACUAUUCUAUCUGAAAUGCUUCAGAGGCUUUGUGAUCUUAACACGUAACAGUAAAUAGUCUUUUACAAGCAUCAGUAAGCAAAUUACAAUUAUGUAGACCAUCAAGUUGACAGUUUUAAGAUUAUCUACUUAGGAAAGAUUAAAAAGAGAUUUUAUUUCGGAAAUUCCAAGUUUCCAUUUCAUAAAAAUCAGUUGAUAAUAGUGAUAUUAAUGACCACCUAUCAUCUGAUAUGAACAAUUUUGUUUUGUUUUGUUUUUCCUCGAUAUGUCGGAGUUCUGACAUGACACGUGCAGAUUUUUUGUAUAAAUGUUGAUAUACUCUAUCAUAAAAGAGUUUCCAAUUAAAUAUGAAGUCCGAUGUUUUGUUUCGUACCAAAUAUUACCUGUUAACAUUUGUAUAAGUUGUCAAUGAAUUUUGUCUACAUAAAUGGCAACUAUUCACAUACAUAAUUAACGGAUAGUAUCAAUUGUAUAAGUAAGUAAGUAAAUUAUUUAUUAUAGUGACAUGUUUCACAAAAUUUAUAAUACAAUGAUAUAUAAAAACAAUAAUUAGAACACCCGACCCUUUGGGUCUAUAAGUCACUUUAAACAUAGAUUUCAAUGGUACGACGAACAAAAAUAAAUAAAAUGUUAUCGAAAAUGUUCAUAUAAAAAGUUUUUUCUCUUAUUGAAAGCUUCCAAUAGAUAUUUAGCAGUUUUUCUCGGGUUUUGACAUAGUAAAUAUUUAAACUGUUCUUCAUUUGAAAGUAUACAUAAAUUGUCUAUUUGAGAGAAAUGUUGCAGUCGCAGAUUGUUAUAAAAGUUACAGUUGAUAAGGAAAUGAAAUUCGUUUUCCACACAGUUAUCGCUACACAUUUUACAUAAACGGUCACAUUCGUCUUCACCUACAAAACGACCAGUUUCUAACCUGAGUGGAAGAAUGCCACACCUGAGUUGCGCUAUUAUGGAUCUUUCAGUACGGUUAAGAUUAAGUUCAAUGUA